Penicillium manginii is the source of this 1452-nucleotide messenger RNA. RefSeq lists its product as uncharacterized. Bases 1 to 1452 code for a protein of 483 amino acids. The transcript is spliced from 3 exons. Gene Ontology annotation, biological process: transmembrane transport; carboxylic acid transport. Gene Ontology annotation, cellular component: plasma membrane. The record is from RefSeq and is a predicted model, not a curated record. Gene Ontology annotation, molecular function: carboxylic acid transmembrane transporter activity. NCBI's taxonomy places the organism in Eukaryota, Fungi, Ascomycota, Eurotiomycetes, Eurotiales, Aspergillaceae.
AUGUCGAUAAAUCAUCAGAGCGACGACGCUUGUGUGGCGGACUUUGCUAACAAGAGCGAGGCUGUUAUCAUUGGAGAGGAGAAAGGUGAUGGACCUGAAAAUCUACACUCUCGCAAGAAGUGGCAGAGCAAUGUCACUAUCGUCAGUUGUUAUAUCGCAAACUUCAGUGACGGGUUUCAGAACAGUUUGGCGAAUCCGACCAAUGUUAUUUUCAAGAAAUUACUUGGGUCGGGCGGCUAUUCUGCCGACAUGAAAACGCGAAUUAGCAACUCUUUGAUCAUUGGAGCGAUCUUGGGCGUUGUAGUUCUUGGUUAUACUUCCGACAUGUUCUCUCGGCGAUCUGGACUACUAUUCACGUCCUCGCUGGUGGUAAUCGGUACAUUGAUGUCCACCGUUGCUCUCAGCGUGCAUCCAUCACAGGAUAUGCUUUGGUAUUUCGUCAUCGCGCGAGGUAUUGCAGGCUUUGGCGUUGGAGGUGAAUAUCCUCCCAGCGCGGCUGCAGGCAUUGAGGAAUCAGACACCAUCAUGAGAAACUACAGAGGGCCACUUUUCGUGUCUUUCACCACGCUGAUGGCUACACUUGCUGGUCCGAUCUUGCAAAUUAUUUAUCUCAUUUGCUUGAUCGCCAGCGGCAACAACCUUACGAUUACAUUCCAUGCGAUAUAUUCGAUCGCUACUAUUAUCCCUCUGAUAAUCAUUGUACUCCGCAUUUUCAUGACAGACUCGGUUUUAUUCCAUGAGUCCAACCUCACAAAACAACGCCGAUCGCCAAAACUAUACCUCCUUCUCGCCCGUCGAUACUGGUGGCGCAUUCUGACAACCUCUCUCGCAUUCUUCCUUUACGACUUCAUCAACUUUCCAAACAACAUCAUGUCAAGCAGUAUUAUUGCAUCACUCGUCAAAGAUAGUGAUAUCCGAAAAACCGCAAUCUGGCAAGUCAUCCUAGCGGUUCUCCCCGUGCCAGGUGUCAUGAUCGGCGCCUGGCUCACCAAUGCAAUUGGCCGGCGAAACACUGGAAUAUUGGGCUUCGCAGGCUAUAUGGUCCUCGGUUUUAUUAUUGGAAGCACAUAUGACAAGCUUUCCGAGAAUAUUGCCGCCUUUGUCGUUCUAUACGGUCUUUUGCAGGCAUUUGGACAUUUGGGACCAGGCGCAACAAUUGGACUCAUCUCUACUGAAGCCUUCCCUACAGCCAUGCGAGGAAUGGGCUACGGAAUUGCGACUGCCUUUGGAAGAACUGGCGCCGCCGUCGGCACUGAGUGUUUUACUCCGUUACAGACUGCUGCUGGAAACAGCUCGACAUUCUACUUAGCAGGCGGCGUGGCCAUUCUUGGUGUUGCUGUUUAUUGCCUCCUACCAGAGAGCAGUAAGCUCGAUCUGGAAAAGGAAGAUAGGUCUUUGGAAGAGUUUCUAGCCGAGAAUGGAUAUUCCAUUGGGCAAAAGGACAAAAGCUGA